Messenger RNA from Rhodofomes roseus, 3794 nucleotides. Its product is annotated as condensin complex subunit SMC2. The transcript is spliced from 16 exons. Bases 56 to 3676 code for a protein of 1206 amino acids. NCBI's taxonomy places the organism in Eukaryota, Fungi, Basidiomycota, Agaricomycetes, Polyporales, Fomitopsidaceae. Gene Ontology annotation, molecular function: protein binding; ATP binding; ATP hydrolysis activity. Gene Ontology annotation, biological process: chromosome organization. The record is from RefSeq and is a predicted model, not a curated record. Gene Ontology annotation, cellular component: chromosome.
GACGCGAUCGCGUUUGACGCGGCGACCCGAACCUCCUCUCCCUCAAACGCCCAACAUGCGGAUAGAAGAACUGGUCCUCGAAGGCUUCAAGUCAUACCCUGUCAGGACUCAAAUCACGGGCUGGGAUCCCUCAUUCAACGCGAUUACGGGUCUCAAUGGCUCCGGCAAGUCCAACAUCCUUGACGCGAUAUGUUUCGUGUUGGGUAUCACGAACAUGUCCUCAAUGCGCGCCCAAAACCAGCAGGACCUCAUUUACAAACGCGGGCAAGCAGGUAUCACGAAAGCAAGUGUCACCAUCGUGUUCGACAACUCCGACCGCUCAACAAGUCCUGUGGGCUUGGAGAACUGUAAGCAGAUCACGGUAACGCGCCAGAUCGCCCUUCCGAACAUAUCCAAGUAUCUGCUAAACGGACACAAGUCCCAACAACAUACCAUCCAGACGCUGUUUCAAAGCGUCCAACUCAACAUCAACAACCCUAACUUCCUGAUUAUGCAAGGGAGGAUCACCAAGGUGCUCAACAUGCGCCCCCAAGAGAUCCUCGGGAUGGUGGAGGAGGCUGCCGGUACUCGCAUGUUUGAGGAGCGGAAGGACAAGGCCAAGAAGACGAUGGGAAAGAAAGACAAGCGCGUGCAGGAAAUUACUUCGCUCCUCGCGGAAGAGAUCGAGCCGAAGCUCGAUACCCUUCGGGAGGAGAAGCGCUCAUUUUUGCAGUGGCAGAAGUCAUGCUCAGAGCUGGAGCGCAUCGGGCGUGUCCUACGAGCCUGGGAAUGGACUGAAGGCCAUGAACGGGUGGCGAAGAAAGAGGCCGAGAUCCAGGCGAAGGAGAAGGAAACGAAGGGCGUGAAGAAGGGGAAAGAGCGGUGCGCGAAAGAGAUUGAGGCUGCGGAGAGGGAUGCGCAGGAGGUGGAAGCACAGAGAGAGAAGGAGCUGCGGAAAGGCGGCAAGUUCAAGAAGCUCGAAGACGAGGUCGCGGAGCUAGGGAAGGUGCUCGUGAAGAUCAAGACGCAAGUCGAGAUCAAGAUAAGUAUGAUCACGGACGAGGAGGAGAAGAUCAAGGGCCUGGAGAACGAGCUGGCUGAGUUAACGGACGCCCUCGCACGGAAGGGGUCUCAAGUCGAAGAGUUGACGGCAGCGCACACAAACGUGAAGGACAAGCAGACGGCGCUCCAGACGGCACUCACGAACUCGGAGGAGCUGCUACAGACCUUGCUCACAGGUCUUACAUCCAAAGGAACGAGCAACUCGGGCGGUGGGUACAUGGGCCAGCUCGCAGACGCGAAAGCUCGACUGGCACAGGCGAGCACGGAGGAGGAGCAGAGCAAGCAGAGGCUCGUCAUGAGUCAGAAGGAGCUCAAGGCGUUGGAGUCACGAUGGAAGGAGGUUGAGCGUGAGGCAGGUGAGGGGCAGAAACGGCUGAAAGCCAUGCACGCCGAGGUCGAGAGCUUCCGGAAGAAGGUCGCCCAGGCUGGCUGGAGCGAGGAGAAGGAGCGCGAAGGCGAGAUGGCGCUGAGGAAUGCGAAAGCGGAAGUCCGACAGCUGAUGGAGGAGCGUGACGGGAUGAAGAGGCAUUUAGGACCGAACUUGAAUUUCGAAUAUACCUCACCCCCAAAUUUCGACGACGCGAAGGUCAAAGGUCUCGUAGCAAACCUCGUCUCGCUGAAACAGGAGGACUACAACAAAUGUACUGCUCUCGAGAUCACAGCAGGGGGUAGGCUGUACAACGUCGUUGUGGAGACCGAACAAGUCGGCAAGGAGCUCUUGCAAAAUUGUCGACUGAAGAAGCGCGUCACUAUCAUUCCGUUGAACAAGAUUGAAAGAUCCACAUUAUCUGCUUCAAGACUCCAAGCUGCUAUGAGACUUGCACCCGGCAAGGUCCGCCUCGCUAUGCAGCUCAUCGGAUUUCCAAAUGAAGUUGCCAAUGCCAUGGCGUUCGUAUUUGGCAACACUCUCGUCUGCGAUGAUGCAGAGUCCGCGAAGCUCGUGACCUUCUCUCGCGACGUUGGCGUCCGCUCUGUAACGCUUGACGGCGACGUCUACGAUCCGUCGGGUAUGCUCAGCGGUGGUUCGGCGCCAAGCGGGAACGGCACCCUAAUCAAGGUCCAAGAGCUGCUGGAGAUUGAAGGAAGACUGGGUGAGGCACGAGGCCGCCUUCAGAUGCUAGAACGGCAGGAGCAGCAAGAUAAGGUGGGCCGAGACAAGUGGAAGAGCCUUGUGCGAGAGCUUGAGAUCAAGGAGCAUGAGAUGCGACUUCUCGAGGAACAACUCAACGGUAGCAACGCAGCGAGGGUCGGCGCUGAGGUUGAGAAGGUGAAGGCCAACAUCGCGGACCUCACUGCCGCUGUAGAAGCUGCUAAGCAGAAGCAGAAAGACGCUAAGGAUGAGAUUAAGAAGUUGGAGAAGGACAUGGACGAGUUUAAGAACAAUAAAGAGGGGAAAAUAGAGGAGCUGAAGGCUGAUGUUUCGAAGCAGAAGACAGCUCUUCAGAAACACUCGGUCACGGUCAAGACCCAACAGAAGGAACUUCAGACUGCAUCUUUGGAGCUAGAGCAACUCGAGAAGGACAUCGAGUCGGCGAAAGAGACUAUCACUGAAGCACGCGCUGGUGUAGACAAUCUUCGACAGGAGCUAGAGAAGCUCAGGAAAGAAUUGUCGAAGAGCGAGGAAUCCUUCAAUAAGGCAGAGAAGAAGCUGCAGGAGGAGCGCGCCACCUUGUCGCGGUUCGAUAAUGAGCUUAAGGAGCUCGAGCGUGUGAUCAAGGAGAAGAAGCAAGCCAUCUCAGAUGCCGACCUGCAGCUGAAGAAGCUGGAGCACGACUUGCAGGCACUGGCGAAAGAGAAGACGGCUGCCACGAACUUCAUCACUAACCUAGAGAAGCAAUAUGAUUGGAUAGCGGAGGAGCACGAGUCCUUCGGCAAGCCGGGCUCUCAGUAUGACUUCAGAAAUGUCGAUGUCAGCAGCCUCAGAGAGAAGGCGAAGGAGAUUGAGACGCAGCAGAAGGGCAUGAAGAAGAAGAUCAAUCCGAAGGUCAUCAAUAUGAUCGACACCGUCGAGAAGAAAGAAGCAUCAUUGAAGAAGAUGCUUGGCACCGUACUUAAGGACAAGGAGAAGAUCGAGCAGACCAUCGAAGAACUGGACCGCUACAAACGUGAUGCAUUAGAGAAGACGUGGAGCAAAGUGAACGGUGACUUCGGUGGCAUUUUCGCUGAACUCUUGCCCGGGAAUUUUGCCAAGCUACAACCCCCGGAAGGUCAGGACCUUACCCAAGGUCUCGAGGUCAAGGUUCAGUUGGGUUCCGUAUGGAAGCAAAGUCUCACAGAAUUGAGCGGAGGGCAACGCUCGCUCAUCGCCCUCUCUCUCAUCAUGUCGCUACUUCAAUUCAAGCCUGCUCCGAUGUACAUCCUGGAUGAGAUUGACGCUGCACUCGAUCUUUCACAUACGCAACAUAUUGGGCAACUAUUCCGGACAAGGUUCAAAGGCUCGCAGUUCAUCGUAGUAUCGCUCAAGGAGGGUCUCUUCACCAAUGCCAACGUGCUCUUCCGGACUCGAUUCCGUGAUGGCACCUCCAUCGUAGAGCGCACCGCGCAGCGAUCCACUUCCUCGCUUUACUCAACGGGGGACAGGGAUGGUGAAGAUAGUGAAGCUCGGGCGCCGCGGAGAGUGCGCGGCGGACGUUGACGAUAUAAAGCGACUUCGUAUAUUCUGUACUUACCUUGUGUUGUAUGUGUUGUAUGUGUUCGUUUAUCAUCCUCGUUGUUUGUCGGCAUUCGGAGGCUAGUGUAGCGUAGUAUCAAUG